Molecule: messenger RNA, 771 nt
Organism: Staurois parvus
Lineage: Eukaryota; Metazoa; Chordata; Amphibia; Anura; Ranidae
Source: the annotation of a GenBank genome assembly
AUGGCUUAUGCCCCCUCCAAUAUCAACAGGACCAGAGACACUAAGACCUUCAGGAGAAGUUACCCCCAUGCUAAGCCCCCUUACUCAUACAUUUCAUUGAUCACCAUGGCCAUCCAACAGGCCCCCAGUAAGAUGUUGACCCUCAGUGAGAUCUACCAGUGGAUCAUGGACCUUUUCCCUUACUACAGGCAGAACCAGCAGAGGUGGCAGAACUCCAUCAGGCACUCUCUGUCCUUCAAUGAUUGCUUUGUCAAGGUGGCCAGAUCUCCAGAUAAGCCUGGCAAAGGAUCUUACUGGACUCUGCACCCUGAUUCCGGGAACAUGUUUGAAAAUGGCUGCUACCUCCGUAGGCAGAAGCGCUUUAAAUGCGAGAAGACCCAAGGGGGCAAAGGAGGCCAUGACAGCAGGAAGGACCAGUCAGGUUCUUCAUCACCUUUGCACCGAGGACAUGGAAAGUCCAGCCAGAUGGACAGCAGUUCCUCCAUGUCCAACCCUUCCAGUAGCCCCCAAUCCUUAGAUCACAAUGGUUCUACUGGAGACCUGAAGCCACAGCCAGCUCACACAUCUCACUCUUUAGUUCAUGAGCCCCACAUCCACCUGAAAGGAGAUCCCCACUAUUCCUUUAACCACCCGUUCUCUAUCAACAAUCUGAUGUCUUCAUCAAUGCCCCUUGGCAGUACAACCAUGUCUGGCAGAGGGACUAUAGAGCCAUCAGCGCUAGAGCCAACGUAUUACCAAGGGGUCUAUUCCAGACCGGUCCUGAACACAUAA